GUCCCACGCAGUGAGAGCGGGCCUCAAAGUGCUCAGCUCGUGCGGUGCGCUCCAACACGUGAGAAAAGUUUAAGAAAGUUUUGAAGCGAUGAAAAUUUACCACAGAACCAAACUUCAGUCACAUUUAAAGCUUCUAUAUCUAUCGGGUGUCCAGCUGGAAAUUCUGCGACAACUUUUGUGCCGCUGCGUUAAUUAAUUGUUGACUCAUAAUUUAAGCAAUAUUUCAGGAAACAAACGUUAUUUCUCGCUUGGCGUCCGCUUUGCUCUCUUUAAACGUCGAUGUUUCUCGCUGCCUCCCAUUCAUCUGGCAGAGCGGAGGAGCCCGCGUCCAAGGAGAGGAUACAAUGAAGCAGUGUGUCCUUGUCCGAGACAAUGCAGCAAGAUGCUACGAUGGGAAGACACUGUUUCUCACAAGAUCGGGGAUGUUUUGCUCGCUUGCAGAGAGAGGCCAGCUUAAAGAAUGAAUCUCCAGCCUCAGUAUAUCAAGCUAUGACUGACACACUGACCGACUAGACGUCUGAUUACAAAGCCAGGACUCAAGAAUGAAGACCAAAUAUGCAAUUGUCUUCAUCUGUAUUGUGGCCCUGGUCAUCAUCGAAAAGGAGAGCAACAUCCUAUCAAGGGUCUCUGAUAAGCUGAUCCAGAGGCAGACUCCACAGCAGACCCCGCAAACUCCACUGGAUUACAGCAACACGACACAAAAUGGCUCCCUGAUGGUGCUCAAAAUGCUGCUCUCUAAACAGGCUGGUACAAAAGGGAAUUACUCUAAUCUCUCUGAAGAAGAUGAUGUAGACACCUACAGCUACAGCGGUGGCCGUAAGCACAUAUUACUCUUGGCCACCACGAGAACAGGUUCCUCUUUCGUGGGGGAAUUUUUCAACCAGCACGGAGAGAACAUGUUCUACUUGUUUGAGCCUUUGUGGCACGUAGAGCGCAUGCUGACCAUGGCUGCAGAGGCCAACAACGGGACAGUGUUGGCAGGAAUCUACCGGGAUGUACUCCAGGGGCUUUUUCUGUGUGAUUUCUCUCCUCUUGAGAAGUUCAUUUCUCCCCCACCUCAGGACCACGUCACCGCGGCCCUUUUCCGCAGAGAGUCUAGUUUAUCGCUCUGUGAAGAGCCUGUCUGCUCUCCUGUGAUCAAAGAUGUUUUUGAGAGGUAUCAUUGCAGGACUCGUCGCUGUGGGCCGCUCAACUUUACUCUUGCAUCUGAAUCUUGCCUUUCCAAGCAACACCAUGCCAUUAAGACUGUCCGUGUGCGCCAGCUGGACACGCUGCAGCCUUUGGUGGAGGACCCUCGCCUGGAUGUGAGAAUAAUCCAGCUAGUCCGUGAUCCACGGGCCAUCUUAGCAUCCCGCAUGGUGGCUUUCUCUUCAAAGUACCAGACGUGGAAGGCCUGGGCGCAGGACGGCCAGGUGCCUGAGGAUGACGAGGAGGUCAAAAGGCUUAAAGGAAACUGUGACCACAUUAGGAUGUCUGCAGAAGUGGGGCUGAGCCAACCUCACUGGCUUAGGAGCCGCUACAUGUUGGUACGUUAUGAGGAUAUUGCUCGCUAUCCCAUGCAGAAGGCAGAGGAGAUGUACAAGUUCACAGGGAUACCAUUUAGUCCCCAAGCCAGGGAGUGGAUUCUGAGGAACACUCAGACCACACAGGAAGCUAGCGGGAUUUACUCCACACAGAAGAACUCAUCAGAGCAGGCAGAAAAAUGGAGAUUUAGUAUUCCCUUUACACUGGCUCAGGUAGUGCAGAGAGUGUGUGGACCCACCAUGAAGCUGUUUGGCUACAGGUUUGUGGAUGAUGAAAAUACACUGACUGAUAAGUCCAUCAGCUUGUUGGAGGAGAAACUGUUUCACUAACCUUGUGGUCAAAAAUGUAACUGUGAAUCUGCAAAAAAAAAAACCAAACAAAAAAAAAAAAAAACUGCACAGGAUGGAUGGGAGCUGAGAGAAGCCAUUAUUGCACAAACCAAAACUCGUCAUAAAAGUUGCCAUAAUAGACACAAAAUGCAUUUCACUCUUUUUUUUUCUUUUUUUUUUUUACUGUUGACAGUAACAUUUGGGCUAUAAAAUGAUAUCCAUACUCACCAAUGAUGUGCCUCAUCGUAACAAUGAAGAGCCACUUGAGAAAGAGAAGUAUUUAUUUGUGUUCACCGAGAAGCCUGGUAUUUAAGCUUUAUGUCAUGCUCUGUGUUUCAUUUAUUUCAAUUAAAUAAGCAUAGACGUUAAGCCUGAAUUGUAAGAGAUUAUUAUGUAAGAUUUUACUGAUAGUUGAUCAUAUUUAGAUUUUCAGGGAUAAACUAAAGUGAAAGUGAUGUAUGUGUGUCUUGUUUGUGUGUGUGUCUGCUCAUGAUUUAUGACGCUAGUGCUUAAUAACGCCUAGUUCAAUCUGUUUUGUGUUUUGAUAGAUCCUCACUAGACUAGAAAACUGAUCACAUUAGACCUGAUGUGCUUUGACAGGGCCUUACGUAUUUGACUCAGGUAAAGUGAAUGUUGAAAAGAGGAGUAUUCAUAUUAUUUCCAAAAGUUUGGUGUGUGAAAUGUCUUCAAAUGCCAUUUAAAGCAAUACCUGUGUGAUUUAAUUCACAUGAUCACACCACAGUAUACCAUAGAAAAUAGGUUGUUAAGGAUGGAUAUAUAAUACUCAUGAGGUUAUAUGAAAUAAGGCUCUUCUGCUAUAGAAGCACUAUAUUUCUAAUGCCUAUAUUUUGCUUCAGAUACCGACCUUGUGUCUUCAACAUACAGUACAUCUGUAAAAAGUUGAAAAUUCAGUAGAAAUAGCUUUAGCAAUGCAUUCUCCAGUGCUGCUCUACUUCUAACUAAACUGGCUGUUUUGGGUGUCAUUUCACAUAAACAUUAUCCCUGAUAAUAAACCGAAGCUCCUGUCAGCAAACUGCCCUGAAUCUCAACGUGUGUUCAUGGACACAAGAACAAAAUUCGAUUGUGCAAGUAGUUUUAUUAAUCAUUUCCCAGCUCAAAGUUAAGACCUGCUAAGUUCAAUAUACUCACCCUUUAAAAUGAUUAGUUGUGAGAUUCUUGGGUGUUGAGGGUUUAGCUGACAGUAAUAUGUAAGGUGUGUGUGUGUGUGUGUGCUGUAUUAAUGUGGCCUAUGACUUUAAGCAAAACCCAGGUGCUUUUGCGUUAACUGUCACUCUUGAUGGUAUAUAAAGGUAUCCACUGUGACUCUAGUUCAAUGACAGCAUUGUGUUCAGCUUGGCUGAGGCGCUGCUGAAACUGCUGUGCUGCUCAUGGAAAGGGAUAUGCAUUUGAGGUACAUAUAGUAGAGGGCUUAUACUACCGUAGUGUUGAGAACACAAAUAUGAAUACAUUACAACUAGUAAGUCUUAGGUUGGUGAGACUUACUAUUCAAGUAUUUUAGCCAAAAUGUAUACUGUAAAACACCAAGUGCAACUGAAACAAUGGAUGUAGUCAGUUUAUACAUUCAGCUAAUUCAGAUGUGUCAGUAAUCAUUUGGGACAAAUACAGUUUUGUAGUUAUUCAUCUGUCAUGAAAAUGUAUGUUUGACUGUAACCACUGUGGUGGUUUCAACUUUCAUAGAGAACAGUGGCUUGCUGUCAUGGCGGAAAAAAUCAUAACAUCAAUAGCAGAGCUGUUUUAAGUCUUUUCGGGGCAGGUCCAAGUCAAGUCUCAGAUCCUUGAAAACAUUCCAACUUUAGUCCAAACUUUUAAAAAGCGAAAUACAAGUAAUUUGAAUGCUGACUAAUAAAAUUCCACGUUUUGCUUUCAAAGCUCUGUUAUUAGUGAUUAUUAAAUGGCCUAGACCAGUCCUUUCAAUGCAUUGGCUCAAUUACUGAAUAUUCAAGCUGUGUGUGCAAAUGGGACUGUUGCUGUCUUACCUGCUUUGCAUUGAUCCUUGAUUUUCACAUCCAAGUGAAUAAGCAUGUAUAACGCACUCAUUCUUGUGACUUAAAUGUGACUUGACUACAGGCUCUGGUCCACAGAAACUCUCCGCUGUCCAUCCAUAAACUCAGUAAGGACAUACACAAGUUUUUUUUUUGUUUUUUUACAGAUGUAAAUGUUCGAGUUUCUCUCAUUAAAAUUAUAAUUCAAAUGAUUCUUUUGUUGUAAAAUGGUGCUUUAUGGAGCCAUUAAUAUUUCCAUCAACCUGUAAAUGCUGUUUCAGUCUAACAUAAUGAUUUUUCAGCAGUUGAAGAAUGCAGCGUGUUGAAAUACACUGGUAAUGUUCCUCAAGUUUUCCCCAUGGUAUAAAAUUCCCAUCAACUGUCCAGAGGAGGAAUUGUAACAGGAAAUUGUUAUGAAAGUGUUUCUGGCACAAACAGCCACUUUGUUUGUGGUAUUCUCAUUAUGAUAUGACCUGAAUGUGUUUGUUAGUAUGUGUGCAUAUUUCAUUU
Messenger RNA from Thunnus maccoyii (southern bluefin tuna), 4366 nucleotides. RefSeq names its product carbohydrate (chondroitin 6) sulfotransferase 3a (gene chst3a). Lineage: Eukaryota; Metazoa; Chordata; Actinopteri; Scombriformes; Scombridae. Gene Ontology annotation, biological process: carbohydrate metabolic process; N-acetylglucosamine metabolic process. Gene Ontology annotation, molecular function: chondroitin 6-sulfotransferase activity; N-acetylglucosamine 6-O-sulfotransferase activity. Bases 543 to 1853 code for a protein of 436 amino acids. The record is from RefSeq and is a predicted model, not a curated record. Gene Ontology annotation, cellular component: Golgi membrane. The transcript is spliced from 4 exons.